CGUCUCCUCGGCCAUUUACAUAUUAGCGCUCUUCAUAAAGUUUCCUCUUGUCGCUCUUAGUUGGCUUCUUGUUACAGAGCGAUGCCUCUAUUUAUGGGGGGCUUUUAGGGCAAUGCUACUAGCUAGGGUUAGCCGCCUCGGUCAAUACUAUUUAUUUCGUUUACGAGAAUCCUAUCCAUCUUCUCCCCAGAUGAGUAGUAGAAGCGCGUGCACAGCGCAGCUUAAAGCGCACUCACAGCCAACUUAAAGCCGAGCUCCGCUAACCCGUCCGCGCUGCCGCUGCUGCCGUCGCGUCGCCCCGUAUGACGCGGGACAGCGGUCUUAGCAGCGCCAGCAGGCCGGGGCUCGGCGGUAGCGGUAGCAACGUCGUCAUGCCCCCCCCGUGGACGACUAUGGAGUUCGGUGCGCCCGGUUCUCUCCUCUACCGCCUCCUAUUCCUCGACAAGCAAUACCGCGCCUUUUCCCCCUGGCACGAGAUUCCCCUCCACGCCGCGCUCCCCCCUUCCGCCUGCCCUUCCCCUCCGCCCGCGCACGGGGAGCCGGGCCUUUCCGCGCUGUCCUUCUUCUGCGUUACCCCGCGGGGAACGUGGGCAAAGUUCGAAAUCGCCCAGGAUGAAAACUUCACGCCGGUUCGAGUGGCGGAGCGGGAGCCAGGCGGGGCCCCCGCGCGAUACGCGGAGAAUUGCCAGUGGAACCUAGGCGUGCUUCCGCAGACAUGGGGCGACCCGAAGGCUAAGAACGAAGAGUACGGAGGGCUCCCGUACGACGGAAAGCCCGUGCAAGUCUUCGACGUGAGCGGCUCGCGCGGCGCCGCGAGAAUCGGGGACGUGUACGUCGUGAAGCCGCUCGCCGCGUUUGCCGCCGUGAGUCGCGCGCCCGCGGUUUCGUGGAAGGUGGUGGCCGUGGCCGUCGACGACCCGCUGGCGCUGGAGCUGCAUGACGUGGCGGACGUGCAUCGGAAGCUUCCGGGAACGCUCGAGGAAAUUCGCGAGUGGCUGCGACUAUCGGAUUGCACGGAGCCAGGCUCCGAAGGCCUCGCGUUCGGCUUCAACGAGCGCGCGUUGGACCGCCGGCGCGUGCAGGCGCUGCUGAAGGAGUGCCACGUGGCAUGGCAGCGCAUGCACGCCACGCUCCCCAUGCCCGAGCCCUGGAUCCCGCGCUCCCGCCCGCCCAAAAUCUCCACUAUCGAAGCCUUCUGGGUGCCUUAUACCGAGCGCCAUAGCAACUCCGGUAAAGGCACCCUCACUAUACCGCUCUCGGACCCCAACCCUAGGAGCUAUGGGGGGAGCAGUAGCGGCGGGGGCGGAAGGGGAGGGGGAGGGGGGGAUGAGGAAGGGGAAGGCGGGGGGAGAGAGGGCGGGGGCGCGGGCGCGGGCGCCGACGCGGGGGGAGAAUCGGUAUGGGAGGUGUUGUCUAGCACUGAGACGGUGCAGAUGCUGUCGCAGCUGCGGUCAAGGAAGCACCUGUCGCGCCCUGCGUUCUAUCUCAUGAAAGGGUCUAUUCCAGGAGGCCCGGGCGUCGCCCUGGGGGGGGUUAGCGGCAGAGGGACGGGACGGGCGGGCGCAGGGGGUAGCGCGGGAUCUAAAGGGAGAAGGGGCAGUGCCACGGGGGUUGCGGGAGCAGGCGCGCCAGCAGCGGUAGGCGCAGCAGCAGCAGGAGCGGCAGCAGGCGCGGGAGGGGGAGGAGGGACAGGCGGAGGGGGAGAGGAGGAGGGGCACGGGAAGUCCAAGUUCCGGUGGGGGAAAGCGGCCAAGGACGUGAAGGCAUGUGCCGUGCCUGCUGUCUCAACAGGCUCGCCUAGAACCUCCUGGACCCCUGCCUCCGACGCAGCAGCAGGAGCAGCAGCAGCAGUAGGAGGAGGAGGCAUGGGAAGGGCGAGUGUGGGCCAGUCCCCUGCUGCGGCCCAGCCUAGGGCUCCCAUGGACGAGCCGUCUCCUGUCUCGGUUUCUGCUUCUUCCCCUCCUGCUACCCCUUCUCCUGUUUCCAUUCCUGCUCCUGCCCUUGUUUCCACCCCCCCUCCGCUUGCUGUCUCUUCCGCCCCUCCUGUCCCUGUCCCUGUCCCCGCCCCUGUCCCUUCCCCUGCCGCUGUCCCUGCCCCUGCCCCUGCCCUUGCCCCUGCCGCUCCUGCUGCUGCGUCGCCGUCCAUAGAGCCAUCCGUUCCUGCCUCUUUGUCCGCUGCCAAUGCAGCGUCCGUUCCCACUCGUUCCACCUCCACUACUGCAGCAGCAGCAGCCGCAGCACCAGCAACACCAGCAGCAGCAGCAGCAGCAGCGCCAGCAGCACCUGCACCUGCACGCGCCGCAGUGCUGGCAGCAGCAGCAGCGGCUGCAGCAGCCAUGGGCGCUGGAACCAUAGUGGUGGGUGGACCGGUGGCCGGCACUGCCAGGGGGGGAGCAGCAGCAGUAGGGGGAGCAACAGGAGGAGCAGCAGAAGGAGCAGCCUCGAUCCUUGGAGACCCCAUGCAUCCUUCUGCAGGCAUUCCUGGCACUAGUGAAACGGCAACGGCUGCUGCUGCUGCUGCUGCUGCUGCUUCUUCCGCUGCAUCUGGUGCCACAGACGCGGGUGCAGCGGCCACUAGGGCAGGGGGGGGAGGAGCGGGGGGAGGAAAAGGCGGUUUAGUAGCAGCGGGCGUGUCAGCAGCGUCGGCGCGGAGGAGAGCGGCACUGGUGAAGGAGAAGGCGAGGCUUGAUGAGCUGCAGCAGCAGGGCGGCGCAGAGGGAGACGCAGGAGCACACGCUGCGCCUGCUGCUGGCACCAGCAGUACUGGGAUUGAUGCGGCAGUGGCAGGAGCAGGAGCAGUGGCAGGAGCAGGAGACGGACCAGCAGAAGCAGCAGCAGAAGCAGCAGCAGAAGCAGCAGCAGCAGUGGGAGGAGCAGGAGAGGUGGUGACAGGUGGGGCAACUCCUGUGGUGCAGGUGUUGGGUGAUGAUGUGAGAGCUGGUGAGAUGGCCACUGCUGCGACAACGGCAACAGCAGUGGCAGGAGCAGCGGCAGACAGCAUCGCCAUAGCAACCACUAGCACUACUGCGGGGUCUUUUGCCACCUCUGCUACCGGGGCUGCUGCUGCUGCCGCUGAUGCGGGCACGGGCGCAGGCGCAGGGAGCAUGCGGAAAAGUAUGUCUGUGCGGAAGGGCAAGGGGAGGGGGGCGGAUGUGGGCGCGGGGAAGACGAAGGGUGCGCAGGAGCAGGGGAAGCAGGGGAAAGAGAAGGGGAAGGGGAUAGGGGCAGAGCAGCAGGCAGCAGGGGGUGUGCAUGCGAGUGUACAUGCGAACGGGCAGGAUAUGGGUGUGGCAUCAGGUGAUGUUGACGCUGCUGCUGUUGCUGCUGCUGCUGUGGCUGGCUCAGCUGCAGUGGGCGUUCCUGUGGCUGUGGCUGCUGUGGCAGCUGUGGCUGAGGCUCCUGUUUCCGAAGCAAAGGCGAAGGAGGGCGGUAAGGGGAAGCGUGUUCUCUCUGCUCGGAAGCCAAAGGCGCGGCAGGAGAAGGUGAAGAAGGAGCAGAUAACUGUGGAAUCAGCAACUCAACAGCCGCAGCAGCAGCAGCAGCAGGUGGCCGAGGAGCCGGAGGCAGUAGCGGGUGCAGGAGCGGUGGUGGCACCUGGUGGGGAGGCCGGACAGAGAGACAGAGCGGUUGAGGGCGGUGAUGGUGGUAUGGGUGCGCUGUCUUGGGGCAACGGGGAAGGAGAGAGUGCUCCCGAUGCAGGGGACGAGGGGGAUGAGCAGCCAGGGGUAGGGGAGAUCCAGGAGCCUCCGCAGCAGCAGCAGCAGCACUCAAAACGGUUCAGCCUGUCCCCUCUGAAAGUGAAUGAGUGUGUGCUUGAUGCUGACAACAGCACAACCCCGCAACAGCCACAGCUGCAGCCGCAGCAGCAGCAGCAGCAGCAGCUGCAACACGUGUAUGUGCCUCCCCUCACGCCCCAGCCCCUCACGCCUCUCCCUCUCUCCACCGCACCCUCGCUCAUCUCCCCGCAGCGGCAGCAGCAGGAGCAGCGGUGGCAGGCGGUGGAGGAUCAGCCUCCUGAGAGAGUGAUCAUUCAAGAGCACCGGCUGGUGCUCGGGCUGGGAGCGAUGGAGGAGGAAGAAGAGGGAGAGGAGGAGGCGGAGGAGGGGGAGGAGGGGGAGGAGGGGGAGGGGGAAGCGGAGGGGGAGCAGGAGCAGGUAGGUGCUGUGCCGGGGGAAGCAGAUUGGGGGCGGCGGAUGGGGGGAAGUGCGAGGGGCGAGGCAGCUGAGGAGUCGGCCAAGGGAACGAGCGAGGAAGCAGGGGGGAAAGAGGUGGAGAGGGAGGGAGAGGCAGUAGAAGGAAGGGCGGGAGAGGGGGAAAGCGAGGGAGAGGAGAAGGGGGAGUCAGCUCAAGUGUCAUCGGCAAUAUGGGAAGGUUCUAACACAGGGAGAGGAGGAAGCGGAGGAUUAAGUGGGUCGUUGCCGUCCCCUAGGGCACUGGAUCUCUUGGCUGGGCUUAAGAAGCUGGUGAGCCCUCGCCAGAGCCAGUCCGCCAGGCGGGGGAGAGGGUUCGGACGAUCGAGUAGCUCUGGAGGGGGCGAGACAGACGGUGCUGCUUCUCCCGCGGCCACUGCUGCUGCUGCUUCGUCUCCCGCUGCUGGUGCUGGUGCUGGUGCUGCCGCUGCUCCUGCUGCGGCAGCGGCAGGGGUGGAAGCAGGGCAGCAGCAGGAGCAGCAGCAGCAGGGUCUUUAUAAUGUAGGAGGUGUGUUGAGAGAGGUGGGGGAGGAGGAAGAGCAGGCAGGGGGGGAUGAAGGAGACGAAGAGAGGGACGAGCUAGAGACCAGGCGAGAGGAAGAGGGGGGAGAGGAAGAAGAGGGAGAGGAAGAAGAAGGAGAGGAAGAAGAGGGAGAGGAAGAGGGGGGGAGGAGUGAAGUAGAGGAAGAGGAGGAAGAGGAGGGGGGUCUGGUAAGUGGUGGCGGUGUAGUGGCAAAGGGAGCGGAUGCGGAGGAGAGAGAAGAGACAGAGGGGAUUGGUGGAGAGUGGGAGCAAGGGGGGGAAGUGGACGAGACGGAGGUAGAGGAGGAGGAAGAGGCGGGAGAAGAAGUGGAGGGAGAAGGAGUGGAGGGAAAAGAGGAAGACUUGUAUUCGGAUAGAGGCGAUAGUGAGGGGGGAGAUAAGGGGGGUAGUGGGAGGAUGAGUGGACGGAGAGAGAAGGAAGCAGAGAGUUGGAGAGAAGAGGCGAUUGAAGAGGGGGAGGAGGAUGGGGAGGAGGGAGAGGAGGGAGAGGAGGGGGGAGAGGAAGAGGGAGAGGAGGUGGUGCUGAGGGAGGAAAUAAGAGAGAGGGGUAAGUUUAGAGAGAGAGUGAGUGAGGAGGAAAGGAGGGGGGUGGAGUUGGGAAGGGAGAGGGAGAGAGAGAGGGAGAGGGAGAGGGUAAGGGAGAGGGAGAGGGAAAGAAGCGACCGAACGCUACAUGAGAAUGAGGGUAGGGAAAGGGGCUAUGAGGACGAGAGAGAGAGGGAGAGGGAGAGGGAGAGGGAGAGGGAGAGGGAGAGGGAGAGGGAGAGGGAGAGGGAGAGGGAGCGAGAGAGGGAGAGGGAGAGGGAGCGAGAGGCGGACCGUGGGAGGUUGAGCAGGAGGGAAGAGGAUAGAGAGAGGGAUAGUGAUCGAGAGAGUGACGGCGAGCGGGAGAGGGGCCGAGAAUACGGAACGAGGGAGUAUGGGGAGAGAGAUUCUAGGGAGCGGGAGACGCGAGCGCAAGAGAUGAGGGAGCGAGAGGCGAGAGAGCGAGAGAUGCGAGGAAGGGGGUUCCGAGAGGAGUGGAAGAGCGAGACUGAGAGAGAGCUGGCACGGUCUCGGGAGAGGGACAGGGAGGGUCUGGGCGAUAGAGAAAGGGAGAGAGAGCGAGAGAGGGGCCGGGAUCUGGAUAUGGAGAGGGAAAGGGAGAGGGAGAGGGAGAGGGAGAGGGAGAGGGAGAGGGAGAGGGAGAGGGGCGGGGACAGGGAUAGGGACCGAGAUGUGGAGUAUGAGAGGGAGAGGGAGAGGGAGAGGGAGAGGAACAGAGGGCGAGAGGGGCCGUUGCAGAGCAGGGGUAGGUCUCCUGUGGGGAGAGCCCCUAGGCCUGAGGCCUAUGGCCAGGGGAUGAUGGGCGGGCAGGAGAGGAGAGCAGCAGGGGGCUAUGAUAGGGAGCAGGGUGGAAGCAGUGGGGGGUACGACAGGGAGAGGGACAGGGAGUAUGGAGGAGGAGGAGGAGGGGGGGGGCACUCAUAUGAUCGAAGCAACUCGUAUGAUCGGGAGAGAGAGAGGGAGAGGGAUAGGGAUAGGGAGAGGGAGAGGGGAGGCCCUGCACCGUACGAUCGCGAGCGGAGCGGAUCUGCACCGUAUGAUCGGGACAGGGGCGGAGGGCCGAGCGCAUAUGAUCGUGACCGGGAGAGGCAACGAGAGCGAGAGAGAGAAAGGGAGAGGGAGAGGGAGAGGGGAGGUCCAGGUUCAGCGUAUGACAGACAGCCUGCCACGCCUCCUCCCCCCCCUCCUGCUGACCACCUGCCAGGUCAGCAGCACCAGCAGCAGAGGCAGCAGCCACACUCUGCAAGUUGGGAGAGGGAGAGUGAAAGAGACUACCGUCAUGGGCCCGGGGGAGGAGUGGGGUAUGAGGGAGGAGUGGAGUACCGUCGGUCCAACACGGGUCACAGCGACAAGGACUUUGAGACAGGAGGGGCGAGGCGGUUUGGCAUGGAGGGGUACGGAGGGGGCGACGUGGGGGGGGAGAGGCGGCGGCCGGAGAACUUUGAGUCGGAAGAGAUGGAGCUGCAGAAGCAGCUGUCGGGGCAGCGGGCGGACCGACGGCGCGUGGAGGCGGUGAGGAAGCAGCAGAUGCAGGGGCAGCAGGGGAGAGGGGGGAUGCCUGCAGGCUGGGCAAAGCCCAAGUGGUCUGACAAGGACAACGCAAACCCCCAUGCUGCUGCUGCUGCUGGCGCUGCAGGGGGUGGUGGUGCUGCUGCUGCUGCCGGGCAGCUCGGUGGUGUGUUCGGCGCCUAUGCCAUGUUUGGCAACUUUGCUGGAGCGUCUGCGGUGGGCGGUGCAGCAGGAGCCGCAGGAGGGGCGAUGGGAGCAGGUGCGGCAGCAGGGGGGGUGGCAGGGGGCUCCAGUGCUGGUGCUAUGGGUGCAGGAGCGGGCGGUAACCCUAUGGUUCCCCCUGCAUUCAUUCCCAUGGGUCCUCUAGGGCCCAUGAUCCCCAUAGCACCCAUGGGAGGCAUGCCCAUGGCGGGAUACGGCCCUGGGGGGAUGCCUGGGGGAAUGCCUGGUCGCAUGGCAGGGAUGCCUGGGAGACCUGGUAUGCCUUAUGGUGCUGUUCCUGGUGCUCCCUUUCCUCCCGGUGCUGCUGGUGCUGCUGCUGGUGCGGGAGGUGGGUCGUUGCUGUCGCAGCGGGCAGCAGCAGAGGAGCUGCGAUCAGAAAUCACCGAGCAGCGCUCUCUCUACUCGCAGCGCCUGUCCAUGGCUCUCACCAGGAGGGCCAGCCUCGGGUCGUACGAGAACGACGGGUCCGGAGGGGCCCACUCGGGCGAGGCCGUCGAUCGGGAGAAUCUGCACCGUACGUUCUCCGGGCAGUCAGACAAGAGGCAGUCUGAGAGUGGGGUCGAGGGGGGACAGGGAGGGAUGGAGAGAGGGGGUGCAGUGCCUCACUCCCACCACCCCUACUCGCACCAACCCGAUAGGAUGGGGGGAAGCUACCAGGACCGUGCUGGGUACGGACGAAGCCCAGCUAUGGGCCCCCGGGGCGGGGGUGGCAGCGGCAGCAGCAGCAGCGGGUAUGGGCCUGGGGGGGGAGGGGGAAGGGGGGAGUAUUACAGGAGGGGGAGGAGCGGGGAGGAGGAGGAGGAGUAUGUGGAGAAGCACAGGGGCAUCGAAGUAGGAGCAGGAGCAGGAGGGGGAGUGGGAGAGUGGGUGGAUUCACCUGGAGGAAGCACCACAGGGUCGAUCCAUAGCCACCCGAUUAGGGAGGGCAUUCGAGAGGAGUAUGGCGGGGAUGGCAGGCACAGGGGGUACGGCGGGGGACCAGGGGGAGGAGGGGGAGGAGGGGGAGGAGGCGGAGGAGGGGGGGGAGGGGGAGGGUACGUUCCUAUGGGCCCUAGGGAGCUCCAGAGGCGGGCGAGCGACUCCCCACACACACUGGGAGGAGUGGGGGUUGGGGGAGGAGGAGGGGGAGGAGAAGGAUUGAGAGCGGCAGGAGGAGGUGGUGAGGAUGCUAGGUCGCUGCGGAGGCAGCCAGGGGGUAGCAGCGCGUGGCCUGCAACAGGCAACAGCAACAGCAACAGCGCAUCCAUGGCUUACUCCAUGUCCCCUGUGCUUGCCCCUGAGGAUGGGUAUGUGGAUUCCACCGCAGGAGGCGCAGGCGGAGGGUGGGGAGGGCGGGGGAGCAGCAGCAGCAGCAUCAGCAGCAGCGUGAGUGGGGAGAGGGGCGGAGGGGGAGGGGGAGGCGGGUUGAGGACGCAGCUCAGUGGGGUGUCGUCGAUUGGGGAAGGAGAGGGGGGAGGGUCGGAGCGGACGAUUGCCAAGGGUAGGCUGAUGCGGCAGCUGCUGUCAACGGAGCCGGAGAGGCGAGUGGGGGCUGGGGGGCGAGGAGGGAGGGGGGGAGGAGGUGGGGGGGGUGGGGGUGGAGGGAGGCCGGGAAGCAGUAGCAGCUCUAGCGGCGUGCCGGUGACGAAGUAAUGUGGGAAAGGAGUGAGAGGGGGAAGGGGAAGGUGGAAAGGGAGAGUGGGUGCAUGAGCAGCAGCAGCAGCAGCAGCGAGGGUGGCAGCUGAAACAGCAACGCUGAAGGAUGAGAGAACUACCAACAGCAGCUGCAGCAGCGGCAUCAACAACAGCACCAUGGUUUGAGUACCGAUGCCAUGGUAGGGCCAUCCAUGCUGUAUCAGCAGGUGUCAAGGGAGGUGGAGUGGCUUGGAAGUUGGAGAGCAGGUCGAGGAGUCGGCCUGGAAGUACUCAGCUGGAUUGUGUAAUGGCUGACGUGCUUGCCAGGUAGUGUUUUAAUAUCUGGUGAAUGUGUAGAAAUAGCGAAGAGUCUUGGUUAUUUGUUGUGCUUCUGCGUAGGAGACAGCACAUGUAGCUUGAAUGGCCGGUAGAGACAUUGAGCAAGGUGUGGUGGAAGAGUGCGGAGUGCGUGCGUACGUCGUGCUUGUUGUGAGCCUUUCGUUCUCGACUUGCUGCUUUGGUCGAGUCCUUCCUCUGGAGGGAUUUUCUAUGAAGCUACGUAGGUGAAUCAGAUCGUUUGUGCUUAGUGUGGUUGAAUCUGUAGAGAUUCGGUUUGUUAGGCUUGUGAAAUUUGUAGAAAUGGUUUUGAUAAGUAGUUGUGUAAGGUUUUCUUUUUCGUAGCA
Messenger RNA from Closterium sp. NIES-67, 9307 nucleotides. The record is from the annotation of a GenBank genome assembly. NCBI's taxonomy places the organism in Eukaryota, Viridiplantae, Streptophyta, Zygnematophyceae, Desmidiales, Closteriaceae.